Messenger RNA from Macrobrachium nipponense, 2333 nucleotides. Its product is annotated as tuberin-like. The record is from RefSeq and is a predicted model, not a curated record. The transcript has 13 exons. Gene Ontology annotation, cellular component: cytoplasm; nucleus; TSC1-TSC2 complex. NCBI's taxonomy places the organism in Eukaryota, Metazoa, Arthropoda, Malacostraca, Decapoda, Palaemonidae. The coding region runs from base 183 to 2333 and encodes 716 amino acids. Gene Ontology annotation, molecular function: GTPase activator activity. Gene Ontology annotation, biological process: positive regulation of GTPase activity; negative regulation of insulin receptor signaling pathway; negative regulation of Wnt signaling pathway.
ACGCUCCCCAACAGAUGAGCGAAGGGCCACUCAACGAGCGCCCCUGUCCCUCAAGUAUUGUUAUUGUCGCGAGUGGUCAUUCUGUGUCAAUAUUUUAAUUGGGUUCUCUUCAUCUGACAGUCUGCCUACUUUGACUGUCCACCGCCAGUGUUAUCCGUAAUCGAAAGGGACAUGAUAUUGCAAUGAGUAAGGACGCUAAAACAGACAAGAGUUUUCCUGAGAAAUUUAAACGAUGGUUUCGACUCGAACGAGGGAAUAUACCUGGAAACCGGGAGAUACGGUUAACAGAAGAAUUGCGAGCUGAGCUUGGGAGUGAAUCACCAACAUCCACCCGAAUGAAAGCUAUCAAAGAACUCAAUGAACUGCUAGCUUCACGAAAAUUAGAAGAAAAUGGUAUUGAAAAGUUAUGGUUGCUGGUUCAGGACUUACUUUCUCUGACUAGUCCAGCUGAACAUCGUCAUGCAACACUUCAGAUGCUUACGACAUUAACAGCUGCACACGCACAUGACCGUCUAGGGGCCAUGAGACAUGUUUUUUAUAAUUAUAUUGCAGAAAAUUAUCAGCAUGAAGAGAUACGUCCUAUGUUUGACUUCUUCCGAGAAGUAGUUUCAGAUGGAAAGCAGUUGGAGUACAUAGAAGAAUUAGCUGGCCCUUUUUUAUUAGAAUGGUUGCCUUUUGUGUUGGCAUCUCCACAGACUGCAGAUGCUCUAAAUCUUCUAGUAAAUUUGGUCAAAUUUAAUGCUGCCUACCUUGAUGAAACAGUGGUGACUGGUUAUGUCAAGCAGGUGGUGCUUCAGUUGCUCCAGGCACACAAUGAAGCAGAGGCAUUACUCUGCCUUCGAGUUCUUGAUGCAGUUUUGGCUUAUUCCUACUUGCCAUCACCAGCUCUACCAACGUUUAUUACUGCUCUUACAAGGGCUGUUAACGUCCCACAGUUGACUCAAGAAACAUGGAAGAUUAUGCGUAAUCUUCUUGGGACACACUUGGGCAAUAGUGGGCUCUACGUUCUGUGUCGCCUGAUUCAAAGCAAUGGCGAUCCACACAUGGUUAGAGGAGCCAUCUUCUUUCUAACAUCAGCCCUUUGGGGUAAUAAUAAAGUAUCUUCAUUGAAUUACAAGCCAGCUGCAGUAUUGCCUACUCUACAACAGGCUGGAAAGAAUGGCCAUGUGUUGGUUGUUUAUGAAGUGGCACUUAGUAUUCAGAAGCUUGUAUCAAAGUUGUCUCUAGAACUUCACCUCUCGUCGUGGGAUCUCCUUUUGGACACACUUGCUAAUCUUUUUGAACACCAUGUUUCUUUGGAGGAGGGCCUGGAGAAGCAGUCUAUCCUUAAUGUACUUAAAGACAUAAUGGAUGUCAUCGAGCAGUUGAUCGAAUUACAACAGUUUGGAGGAUCAUAUGAUAAAUUCUUCUCUCUUGUUGAUAAAUAUGCACAUCUUCGACCAGAAACCUCAGUUCUCAGACUGCUAGACCACCAAGCUCAAGCCAUGGAUCCUCUUCAUCCCCACUGGUUAGCUAAACUUGGUACUCUUCUCAAUCAGUACUAUUGCCAUGACCCAAGACCAGCUGUAAGAACAAAGGCACUGGCCAUCUUGUCAGAUGUGUAUAACAACAACAGGUACCUCUAUGGCACAGACAUGGUGAGGAAUGUGGUAACCAUCCAAAUGGAGGGUAUUGAAAAAGAGCGUAAUGUUGGUGUGAGAACAGCAGCAGUAAAUCUUCUUGUACACAUUGCUGUGACACAAAGGUCUUCUGUUGUUCCAGAUAUUCUUUCUUUAUUAGAAAAGAUUAUCAUUGCUCCUUACAAUAACACAAAAGAAAAUGACCAAGUGUUACGUGAGAGUGAAGCUGCAGAUGUCAUUGCAGCUGUUGCUGGUUUAAUAAGAAUAUUUAAAAAGAAAUUAUGGGAAUUGCCUUCAAUACAUGCAAUUCAAGCUUAUAAGAUCCUGAUUUUGUGCAUGGAGCAUCAUUAUCGCAAGCAGGCCAUAAUGGAUGGCGUUGUCAAGGGUCAGAUGCAGAUCUUUGAAAUGAUAUUUGAAAUGAGGGCAAAUUCAAAGUGUCAAUUGGGAUUCCUAAGUACACCAACUAGAAGCAAUGGAGAGGGAGAGGAUAGUUUUUCCUCUAUGCUACCACAAUACACUCCAUAUGUUUUAGUAAAUGACAAGCAUAGCCAGAGAUUUUCAUCAGCUGAUGAACAAGGUGAAGAUGAUCCAGAGCAGAGGUUAAAUGAUUCUAAUACAGUUAUUGCUUCAGAGACUGCAAAUGAAGACAGUGAUUUAACAUCAAAAGAUUCUACAAUUGUAGUGUCUGGAUCAGUCAUCAAUGUCCAAGGUUGA